CAUUCGGAUAAUUGCCUUGAUUGCACGCGCUAGUGCCAACUGACAAUAUUACUGCGCAACUCAUAGACCGUUGUUCGUACUCCAAACUGCCGAAGUUUGCGCGGCUCCCAUACGACAACAAUAAUACAAUACAAACGACGGCGGCUUUAUCUUUAAGAGGAUUGGCUGUUCAGUCUCAGUACUCACACAGUCACACAUCUUACCCGCCAACUUUUCCAGCUCUUCACCUGCAGACUGCAGUAGGCAGUUGUUGUACCGCCAGUACCAAUCUAUCACUAUUCGCUAGUCGUGCGUGUUCUAAGUGUUUGCAAUUAUUGUUUUUUUUUGUUCUCAAACCGCCGUCAACGGUCCACCUGCGGAUACCGCCAUCACCUUCACUACCACACGUGCAGCUCAGUUGUUUUAGCAAUGGCCGAUCAAAACCCAAAUGAAAUUCAAAAUCCAGAAUUUUGCAAACCCAAGGACCCCAAAGAUGUUGAAAAAGCUCAAGAAGAGUGCAUGAAGAAGCAAUAUCAAAUGAAAUCAAAUUGGCCUCCAGUCAGUGGCCAUUCUGCCCUCCUCCAAAAACGUUUAGCUAAAGGGCAAAAAUUUUUUGACUCCGGUGAUUAUCAAAUGGCCAAACAGGCAGGCAAUGGUAAUAAAUUGAUUAAUAAUCGUCCUGUGCAACAAGUGUUGGGCUUUGGUACUGGAGAUACCAUACCAACACCAGAAACAGUUCCAGCACGUAAGACCUCUAUUAUUCAGCCUAAAUUCAACUCAAGUUCAACUCCAUCAUCCACCACGUGAUAUGUAUGUCUAACGGAUUAUUAAUUAAUUUAAUUUUUUUUUUUUAUUCAGUAAUUUAGUCCAAUCAAAUGUAAAUGUUAUUCAUAUUAAUUUUGUUAAUGUUAUGACUUAUGGCCUAUGGAGUAUACAAAAAAUGGCCAUUUGAUAAAAACUAUUUUUUUUUUUUUUUAUUAUAUUUUUAUCAUAAAUAAGUAAUUGAAUUUUACAAAAAAAAUUAUGUAUUAUUACAUUAUUUCAAAUCUAUUUUAACGCUCAUAUUAAAGCAUUUUUUCCUACAAAAUAACUGAUUUUUAAUAUACAUAUAUUUUUUUUUUUAAUUAUUAGUUAAUAGUGUUAAUACAAUGAUAAAUUGUAUUAAAUGUGUGAACACAUUUGCUCUUGAGUAUUGCUUAAAUCUACUUCCAGACUCCUCCAGAGCAAGUCAGUAAAAUUACAGCAUGCUAAUAUCUUUAAAACAAAAAAAAAUCUUAAAUAGAUGUAUGUUUGUUAUUAUUUCUGAGUUUUGAAUACUUAUGAUAUAUUAAGUU
Messenger RNA from Diuraphis noxia (Russian wheat aphid), 1313 nucleotides. It is a transcript of the gene endos, whose product is annotated as endosulfine alpha. Gene Ontology annotation, molecular function: protein phosphatase inhibitor activity. Lineage: Eukaryota; Metazoa; Arthropoda; Insecta; Hemiptera; Aphididae. The record is from RefSeq and is a predicted model, not a curated record. Gene Ontology annotation, cellular component: cytoplasm.